GGCAAGUCCAGCAGGCACCUCAAACCCCACAACUCCACAAAGACUAUCACGUUGGAAUAGAAACCCUUUCAAGCUUAUUCAAAAACCCGUUCCCGCAAGAAUAGUAAAGUCAUAUUCAGCGACUCUUCUCCAUUGUUUGAAAGAACAUUCCACUAAAAACCUCGCGAUUCGGAGAAAUCCUCGCUCCACCCAGUCAUUAUCAUCAGAAUGGAUUCGGUCUCUGAAUCGUUAAACCAAGGCUGGAUGAGAAUCUGGGCUGGGUUUGGCUUGGGCCGACUGGCGUACGAGUUGAAUUUGCAACGGCAGUCUGACGAAACCCUUGCUGGACUCCGUUCGGCUGGAGAGAUCUUCCGAAAUAUCGAUGGCUCGGAAGAGUUGGGGCUUUUGCUCUCAGGAGCUGAGUGCAAAGUGUUUCAUAACGUCAUUCAUUGGCUGAACAAGGAAUCUCUGCGAGGCGUUGAUGAGGAGGACUACGACUACAAUGCCCAUAUAUCGGAGUGGUGCACCCUGUUUGUCCUGGCAACAAGGCUGAAGGUCUUUGACUUGGCAGACGAAGCUUUGGAACGAUACCAAACUUGCCGGAUGCCACAUUGGCAAGGCUCAUGGUUUCCCCUGCCCUCCGAAGUCGAGUACCUUUGGUACAACAGUGGCCUGUCAACCCCCAUGCGAGAUUUUGUCACCAACCACAUAGUAGCACAGCUGCUUACACAGAGGUGUCAAGCAAACCUCGGCGACAUUGCAGUUCUCCUAUCUUGUGAUGUCGGGCUAAUACUCGAUGUUCUCCGCUCUGUGCGAAGUCACCUCACAGACGAAAUAGGUGCCACCCAGUUCUGCGGAGUUGAGUACUGCUCAUACCAUCUCCAGGUAUGGACCCAGUUUGAUGUCGACGAGGUAGAAAAGGCCCCAUCGGAGUCCGAGUUCUCAGAUCAGACGGAGCCUCUACCACGGAGGGGCGACCAUGGAAUCUCGUCGGAUGACGAAGAAGCUUUUGCCGCUGCUGAGGUUUUGGAGGCACUCUCUGAGACGGGACAGACUCGAGGCUGAGUUUGGGUGGCUUUCAUAUUAUUCUCUCCGUGCUUGGACAGCAUCGUUUUAAACGGGGAAAUGAAUGACAUCUCCUCUUGGAUUUGAAAAAGCAAGCCAAACUUGAGGUUAAUUGUUGCACAUCAUCCCCAGAACACCGACCCAAUAGAGCGUUUUUUUGGGGUAGGGACCGAAGUUCAAGAAUUUGGACGUUCUAUCUAAAAUAAUAG
This is a messenger RNA of Hyaloscypha bicolor E, 1253 nucleotides long. RefSeq lists its product as uncharacterized. The transcript is spliced from 3 exons. The coding region runs from base 208 to 1044 and encodes 278 amino acids. The record is from RefSeq and is a predicted model, not a curated record. NCBI's taxonomy places the organism in Eukaryota, Fungi, Ascomycota, Leotiomycetes, Helotiales, Hyaloscyphaceae.